Electrophorus electricus (electric eel) is the source of this 3606-nucleotide messenger RNA. RefSeq names its product potassium voltage-gated channel modifier subfamily S member 2 (gene kcns2). The record is from RefSeq and is a predicted model, not a curated record. Lineage: Eukaryota; Metazoa; Chordata; Actinopteri; Gymnotiformes; Gymnotidae. Gene Ontology annotation, molecular function: voltage-gated potassium channel activity; protein binding. Gene Ontology annotation, biological process: action potential; potassium ion transmembrane transport; protein homooligomerization. Gene Ontology annotation, cellular component: voltage-gated potassium channel complex; membrane.
AAUCUGGGGGAUCCUCUCUCAGAGACGAAGAACUGAAAAAUCGUUUGUCAGAGAAACCUUUCAUCGAACGAUCGAGACCGUGCUAUGGGAAGGGGGAGCUCUCAGGACUCAAACGAUGCCUGAAAGGCGCAGAAGCGCUUGCGCGGCGUGAGUGAAGAUUGUGGGAGACGCUCGGUACACCCCUGGGCUCAACUCAGCCGAGUCGGUUCAUGGAACCACCGUGCUAAUUUCCACCGUCGAACCACGGCUGUAUUAUACAAUCUGCAAGCAGUCGCACUCACUCAAGGAGCCUCAAGACAUGACUGGACAGAGUCUGGAUGGUUUAAAUGGAGAUAAUCCCGAAAAUAGCGCUAUACGCAUUAAUGUCGGAGGUUUCAAGAGGCGACUUUUCUCUAACACACUGUCUCGCUUUCCUGAGACGCGACUUGCACGUUUGCUGCGAUGUCAGUCAAAAGAAUCCAUCCUCGAGCUGUGCGACGAUUACGAUGACGCCGAAAAAGAGUUCUACUUUGACCGGAAUCCCGCGCUUUUUCCUUACGUUUUGAAUUUCUAUAACACCGGCCGCCUGCAUGUUAUGGGAGAACUUUGCAUUUUCUCAUUCAGCCAGGAAAUCGAAUACUGGGGCAUCAAUGAGUUUUUUAUCGACUCUUGUUGCAGCAGUACUUAUCACUGCAGGAAAAUGGAGCCGGUCCGAGAGGAAUGGGAAGACAAGAGCGAUGAGGGAAGCACAACUUCUUCCUUUGAUGAGAUCUUGGAAUUCUACAGCGAUGCUGCCAAAUUUGACAAGCAGCCACUGGGGAGUAUGAGGAGGAAGAUCUGGCUAAUGUUGGAUAACCCUGGCUACUCCAUACCCAGCCGCAUCAUCAGUGUGUUCUCUAUCGUGGUGGUGCUGGUCUCCAUAGCCACUAUGUGCAUGAACAGCAUGAGCGAGUUUGCUCUGCUGGACGGCGAGGGCCAGCCUCAGGAGGACCCCCGUUUUGAGAUUGUGGAGCAUUUCGGAAUAGGCUGGUUCACUUUUGAGCUGGUUGCCAGGUUUGUGGUGGCGCCAGACCUCCUGCACUUCUUUGAGCACCCGCUGAACGUGAUCGACUUGGUGUCCAUUCUGCCCUUCUACCUCACGCUCCUGAUCGACCUGGUGGCCGAAAGCAGCCCAGCGCUGGCCAACCUGGGCCGCGUGGCGCAGGUGCUCCGCCUUAUGCGGAUCUUCCGCAUCCUGAAGCUGGCACGCCACUCCACCGGCCUGCGAUCGCUGGGCGCUACGCUGAAGAACAGCUACAAGGAGGUGGGUCUUCUGCUGCUAUACCUGGCUGUGGGGGUGUCCUUCUUUUCUGUGAUGGCCUACACCAUCGAAAAGGAGGACAAUGAUGGGCUGACCACCAUCCCAGCCUGCUGGUGGUGGGCCACAGUCAGCAUGACCACGGUGGGCUACGGAGACGUGGUUCCCGGGACAAUCGCAGGGAAGCUCACUGCCUCUGCCUGCAUCCUGGCAGGGAUCUUGGUGGUGGUGCUACCCAUCACACUCAUUUUCAACAAGUUCUCUUUGUUCUACAAACGGCAAAAGCAGCUGGAGAUCGCCAUGAGGAGCUGUGACUUUGACGAGGGCAUUAAAGAAGUACCCUCGGUGAACCUUAGGAACUAUUAUGCUCACAAAGUGAAGUCUCUCAUGGCCAGUCUGUCCAACAUGAGUCGCAGUUCCCCCAGUGAGCACAGCCUGAAUGAAUCGCUGCAGUAGCUCAAUGGCCUGACAGCCAUCGCCUCUGUAUUGAAUAUCAAUUUAAGUACAGAGCAUCCUGGUUUGCCAAAUAUGUCUGUUGUUCCAGCAAAACAGACUCAUCUGAUAUUUUCUGGAUUUGCUGAGCGCAGUUUUGUUGCCAUGUGUGUCCGUAACCAUGACAGAGAUAGAUAGCUAUUUGCUGUCCAUGGUCCUGAAACAUGAUUGGUACCGCACAUACUAUACAGCAGAACUGAAUUCUGUCCUUACACUGAUUAUACUCACAGUUUGUAACACAGACCGAUCUUCACAAUCUCCAUAGCUUUAAUGAAACAUAAUGUUUACGACAAUGGGUUCAGUACCCACUUAGUCAGUGGAAUACUGACAUAGUCCCAUUCCAUCUCAGUGGUUUACCUAUCAGUUAUGAAAUUCAAAAUCUCAUGUUAUUCUUCUCUCUAUUAGAAGUCUGUACUUGAAAGGCUUUUAGAGCAGGGUUUAUUCAGUAAUGUCAUUAAUACUCUUUUAAAUAUAUACUUAAGAAUUUACGUAUGUUGUUCUUUGUAUGCAGGAACAUAAUUCUCCUGCUGGUGGUGUCUUACAACUUCAGUGUUUAGAUGUUGUACAAUGGAAGUAUAGUUGUUAAAUUACAUGUAGUUCCUAAAUCAAGUAAAGGGAUGAUAACAUUUUAGAAAUAAUUUGUCUUGAAUCUGACCAAUUCCCGCAAUUAUCCAAAGGAGACAGCACAAGGGGGCGACCCGGUAUCCACUGUCUGAUCCACAGCUACACUCUGAGGGCUUAGGAGCGCAACAGAGCAGGCUUUAUCAUGGGCACAGUGGGAGAAGUUCUUACUGAAAACUAUUACUCAGUGUUAACUAGAGAUAAUGUUACUUCUAUCAGCUUGGUGGUGGGUUGUAAUAACCAACAUACCUGUGGUUAAUGGUAAUUUAAUGGUAAUAUGGCAAUAUGAACACAGAAGUGUGUUGGUUUGAUUAAAUUAAAAAGAUGCCUCCAAAGCAGUAUUUAUGAUUAUGAUAGCACCAUUUAUGCAUCUCAUUUCCUGCUGAAGUUGUCACUCACCAAAUAUACAGAACAAUUCAGCAAAAUUAAAAAAAACUGUAAUAGACCCAGCCAAAAUAAUAUAUAUUUCCAGAGGAAGUCUAACAAUGCUUGAUGCACACAAACCUAAAUAUGAUCGAUGUAGAUCUCUUUCUAAAUAUUUCCAAGAAAACUGAAAAACGAAAUGAUUUAUGACCGGGUAUCAUACUGUCAAUCGACUGGGUACCAUAUUUGUAUUUGCAAGUGUGCUUUGCAUGCUUUAAAAUGCACGCUGAAACUGAAAGACAUUAAGCCUUACUCUCAGCCAUAACUAAUAGGCCUAAGAGGUUGAUCUCCAUACAUACUCAACAUACUGAGCAUCCUUCAGUUAUUAAACUGGCUCUGUUUAGUUCAAAUAUAAUUUUACUUAUUGAUUUUCCAGUGAUAUUGGAGUGUAAUUAGGUAUUAUUAAGGUAUUAGGUUAUGUAUUACAUGUAAUGUUGUAACCUUUGCAUUGUGGUUGUAACUAUUCUGAUUGAAUUAAGAGUCACUUGGGGCAAAACCAGAGUAUACUUGAAUGCUAAUGUGUUUGUGUGUUGACUCUUCAGCGAAGACCUAACUGUUGUUUGAAUCUGCAUAAGAAAGAAAAGUGAUCAGGGUUUGUUGAAUGGCACGUAAACAAGUUCUUGAGGCCACAGUUGGUCAACUUCCUCUGUACAUGCAUUGUACAUUGUACAUCAAUACAGGGAAGUCAUCCUUGAGUGUUCCAGUAUCUGUGGGAUCAGUUACAUCCUGAUGUCACUAGUAAGCUCAUAGUAACAAAAGAACUCUGAGAUCUAUGCAUGACUGGAUUGCAGGAC